AUGGAGUUUAGGGAAAGGUCCUAUUCGAGGGGAACAGACGACAAACACUCUAGACCUACAACACGCAUGAACGAUGAAACUUGGGAUAAGUUCAAGACCCUGCUCUGUGGUCUGUACAGGAACUAUCCUUUGAGUAUUGUCAUGAAUUUUAUGGAGAAAGAAUAUGGCAUCAGUCAAAGCAAGCGACAAUAUGGUUACCGUUUCGAAAAGUGGGGAGUGAGGAAGUAUAAUGCGGGCGAUAGGAAGGCUCCUCUCAUUUCUCUAUCACCUACCAGCAUUCACGGGGGAACAAACUUUACUGAUAUCGGGGCUGAUUUCGAUCAGGAACCUCACUCCUUCAGUCCACACCCCUUGCUCGAUCUCCCUGACAUGGACGCCAUAAUGACUACCCCUGGUUCGGAUAACAUGGACUAUGAGGCAGCAGAACUUCUCAUACAGUACCCGUGGACGACCGGAUCAGCUGAAGAAGCAAACAAGCUUGCUGCAGACUUUUUAGCCGCUAUGCUUGACGAUAAGAAUGCCUUCGCCUUGUACUCAAGACUCCAUAGCAACUUAUGGAGCAACAGUCAGUCUUCUCUCAAAACCAGGGAAUUCAUUGCUAUCUCUUGUGCCCGAGUUGCUGGUAAACCAGAUAAUGCUCGCAGCGCCAGGGAACUUCUUGAACGGGAGUGGCCCCAGACAUCGGAGGCGGGAAGAUCAGAGUCCCAAUUUGUAUUGUCUAUGCUCAAAGCAUAUGUAGGCAGCCACCAGGAAGACUCUGAUGAAUCAACUUUCAUCAAUCAAGUCAACCACAAUGUCAGGCAAGUCAUCAGUGAUGACGGAUCUCUGCUGAGAAUUCCACACAAAUACUCAGCCAUCGAUCUUGUAACAUUUUUCUUCCUGAAUUAUGGCUUUGAGAUCUAUGAUAAUGGCUUUGAAAAGUCUAACCCUCCAAACGUCAUGACAGAGCACCUCUUGAAUGAAUUCAUCAAGAGACAACCUUUCAUGGAGACCCUUCGUCACGAUGAUCCAUCUCCUCUACGUCGCUGCGUUGAGUGGUGUGAGGAGCAGCUCGGGCUCAACCAUCCCGUGGCUCUACGAGACACUCUAGUACAGCCCAGUCCCGAUAUGCGUUGCUGGUGGCACAAUAUUCGAAUAUUCUGCACACUUUGGGGAGUCAUGACACAGUUGGUCCGGGCGAAUCGCGCCCCUGACUGGUACAUACAAUGCGAGUCAGCUUUUGGUAUCCCUCCAUCGGAACUUCUUGUAACCCUGUCCUGGAUGAUUCGUGCUGAGACAACUACUGUCGGCGAAAUCAAUUCGGAUGCUGACUUACUCGAGCAUGCUGCUGAUGGCGCUAACAAUCUCCUGGAGCUUGAUGAUUCCAAGCUCUGGAUAACUUUCCUCGACAAAUUCACGUGGAUGAAUGAACUAGUCAGUCCAGGAGAGGACGAAAAGUCCUUCGAGACUCUCGUCCAAGACCAACUGCGCAAGUAUGUCUCCGAGGUGCUUAGAAUUCAGCUGCCAUAUCAAGCAGGCGACCAACUCACGAGUGUCCCAGGCGCGGACUUCUGUGGUCUCACACAAACGGCUGGGUGGUUUUGA
Messenger RNA from Fusarium sp. VM40, 1584 nucleotides. The record is from the annotation of a GenBank genome assembly. Lineage: Eukaryota; Fungi; Ascomycota; Sordariomycetes; Hypocreales; Nectriaceae.